This is a messenger RNA of Telopea speciosissima, 1080 nucleotides long. RefSeq lists its product as uncharacterized. The transcript has a single exon. Bases 1 to 1080 code for a protein of 359 amino acids. Gene Ontology annotation, molecular function: catalytic activity. The record is from RefSeq and is a predicted model, not a curated record. Lineage: Eukaryota; Viridiplantae; Streptophyta; Magnoliopsida; Proteales; Proteaceae.
AUGAAUCUUGGCAUUUUGUGGAAUACUCGGGGUCUCAAUUCCCCUUGUAAACACGCUGCUGUUCGCUCCCACAUUAGAAAUCUCCAUGCUACUUUUUGCUGCUUACUUGAGACUCAUGUCAAAGAACCAAAUGCUGCUCGAAUCUCAAAUUCCAUAGUCCCUGGUUGGUCUUUCCUUUCCAACUACUCCCACCAUCCUGAUGGCCGUAUUUGGAUCAUCUGGGAUCCCUCUAAAAUCAAAAUUUCUCUGAUCUCCUCUUCUGCCCAAUUCCUCCAUCUAAGCUUCUCUGAUAGCUUAAACCAAUUCUCCUUUUUCUUCACUGUUACCUAUGCCUUCAACUGCCCUGUGCUGAGACAAGAUCUUUGGACAGACCUCCGUAACCUUGCGGGUUCCAUAGAUUCUCUCCCUUGGGGUAUUGGUGGUGACUUUAAUGUCAUCAGAUUUGGCUAUGAAAAACAGGGAGGUGACCACUUGGAUCUUGAAUCAAUGGCUGCUUUCAAUGAUUGUAUUGAGGACUUGAGCUUGGGUGAUCUCAGAUGGACAGGUCCCCCCUUUUCCUGGAGCAAUAAAAGGGCUGGUCCUGCAAGAAUAGCCUGCAAGUUGGAUCGGAUUUUAGUAAAUGAAUCAUGGCUGGCUUCCUUUCCUUCCUCCUCUUCAAAUUUUGACCCCCCUGGUAUAUCUGAUUACAGCCCCAUAGCUUUAUCCAUCCAGCCUAAUAACUCCUUUGGCCCAAAACCUUUUAAAUAUUUUGAUAUGUGGUCCAAACACCCCUCUUUCCUGUCCAUAGUCAAGGAUGCUUGGUACAAGCCUGUGCAAGCUUUCUCCUCCCCUCUUUUAGUCUUGGCUAGGAAGCUCAGGAAUGUAAAAAAUACUCUCAAAUCCUGGAACCUCAGCACCUUUGGAAAUGUCUCCCAAAAUGUCAAGGACUGCCAGGAUAAGCUUGCAAAUAUUCAGAUUCAAAUUCAGAUGGACAACUUCAAUGAUCAAUUGGCUACUGAUGAGAAAGCUACUGCCCUUGAAUUAUCUCUACUCCUCAAUCAAGAAGAAAGCUUCCUGAAGCUAAAAUCCAGGAUUAAGUGA